AAGCUAAAGUGACGAAAUUAAAAUUCGUUCGGCACGUGCUCCGAACUUCGGGCGUUCACAGGACCAGCAGAAGGUGCUGGACUCGUUCCAACUGCGCUGCGUAUCCUCACUCCUGUCUGUGCGUUAAGGGGCAAACCUGACUGGAGCAUCAUCUGUCCCGCAUCACCUGCCCAGACCGGACGGCGACAGGCAGCCACACUGCUCUUCCCGACCCGUCUCAGCCGAACGUGAGGAGACUUGAGGAGUCAAACCCCACGCUUGCUGUCCGCGCGACGGAUUAAUUCGACAUCCGUAAAAUGGUGUUUGCUUUUAUCACGUUGCUGUGCGGUCUAGGCGCAGUGGGAUGCCUUCCCUUGUCUGCAAUUAAAAAUGAGAAGGUUACCGACUGUGUGAUGGAGGUUCCAUCGGGCUCUCAGAACGGGGACGGCAAAGAGCUGCAGGUCGCCUGUUCCACCAAACUGCAGUCAGAUGAUGCAGCACAGCGACACCAGGGCUUGUUGAAAGAGCUGCAGGAGCUUGCUCAGAACGAGAAGGAAAAAGAGAAGGAAUACCAGAGAGAGAACAAAAUGGAGACUGAGAAAAACAAAAUGGAGGGCGAGAGUGAAGGGGGCGAGGAGUCUGUGUACACCAAGGCCGAGGUGAUAGAAGAAAAUAAACAAGGUGACCCAGAGGAGAGACCAGUGGAGGAAGUGAUAGAGGAACACCGGCUGGAGGUGAGGAAACGGGAGGAUGAGGAGGACAGAGAGCUGGAAAAGCUGCUUGAGGAGGAAUUAAAAAAGAGGGGGAGUGAGAAAAGGAGUGGCAGGGAUGACGCAGAAGAGUUGGAAGACCUGAAAAAGAAGAGGAGUCAUACCAAGAAGGAAGAUGAGUUGGAGGAGUUGCUUGAGGAGGAAAUGAGAAAGAGAGGGACGGAGAAGAGGAGUCACAGACAGGAGGUAGAGGAGUUACUGGAAGACCUGAAAAACAGAAAGAGUAAGACUCAUAAGGAGGAGGAGUUGGAGGAGUUGCUUGAGGAGGAGAUUAGAAAGAGGGGGACAGAGAAAAGGAGUCACAGAGAGGAGAUAGAGGAGUUCCUGGAAGACCUGAAAAAGAGGAGUAAGACUCAAAAGGAGGAGGAGUUGGAGGAGUUGCUUGAGGAGGAGAUUAGAAAGAGGGGGACACAGAAAAGGAGUCACAGAGAGGAGAUAGAGGAGUUCCUAGAAGACCUGAAAAAGAGGAGUAAGACUCAGAAGGAGGAGGAGUUGGAGGAGUUGCUUGAGGAGGAGAUUAGAAAGAGGGGGACAGAGAAAAGGAGUCACAGACAGGAGGUAGAGGAGUUACUGGAAGACCUGAAAAACAAAAGAGUUAAGACUCAUAAGGAGGAGGAGCUGGAGGAGUUGCUUGAGGAGGAAAUGAGAAAGAGAGGGACAGAGAAAACGAGUCACAGACAGGAAGUAGAGGAGUUACUGGAAGACCUCAAAAGGAGGAAGAGUAAGACUCGGAAAGAAGAGGAGCUGGAGGAGUUGCUUGAGGAGGAAAUGAGAAAGAGAGGGACGGAGAAAAGGGGAGAUGAGGUAGAGGAGUUGCUGGAAGACCUGAAAAAGAAAAGGAGCGAGGCCAAGAAGGCAGAAGAGGAGGAGGAGGAUGAAAGGAAGCGAGGGAGUGAGAAAAGGUCUGACAGCGAGUUUGAGAGAAAACGGAGUGAGGGCAGCAAGAAGAAUAAAGUACAGUUUUUGGAAGAUGAGAAAAAUCGAGAAAGGAAACUAAAGGAACUACUUGAAGAGAUGGAGGAUAAAAAGAGGACGAGUCACACAGAAGAAGAGCUGCAAGAGCUGAUGAAAGAGCUGAAUCACGUGGAAGAGAAUGAGGGAGAGAGGGAGGGGGGAGAGAGAGAGGUCAUAAGGGAGAGGGAAAGAGAGCUGGAGGAGCUGAAGAAGAAAGAGAGGGAGGAAGAGAUGGCGAGCAAGAUGGAGCUGGAGAGAGAGAGGGAGUGGAAGCGGAAGAGUGAGGAGGAGAGAGAGCCACAGAAGAAGCGCGUGCUGGAGAAGGCCUCGGAUGAAGCCACCCAUCAGUUCGACAGAGAGUUCUUUCACAGCCACCACCCAGAGAAAGAUCUGGAAGAGAAAGAGGAGGAGGACGAAGAGAAGGCAGACCGAAAGGAGCUGUUGGAGAUCGAGGCAGGGCUGCGCAGAGUGGCUGCGGAACUGCAGGAGCUGCGCCGAGGCUGAGUGAUGACUGGAACAGGCGCUGCACAAUACGCACUGAUAAACACUGACAUACACUGAUAAACACUGAUAAACACUGACAUACACUGAUAAACACUGAUAAACACUGACAUACACUGAUAAACACUGAUAAACACUGACAUACACUGAUAAACACUGAUAAACACUGACAUACACUGAUAAACACUGAUAAACACU
Conger conger (European conger) is the source of this 2402-nucleotide messenger RNA. Its product is annotated as trichohyalin-like. The record is from RefSeq and is a predicted model, not a curated record. The coding region runs from base 297 to 2207 and encodes 636 amino acids. The transcript has 6 exons. NCBI's taxonomy places the organism in Eukaryota, Metazoa, Chordata, Actinopteri, Anguilliformes, Congridae.